Purpureocillium takamizusanense is the source of this 986-nucleotide messenger RNA. RefSeq lists its product as uncharacterized. The transcript has 2 exons. Lineage: Eukaryota; Fungi; Ascomycota; Sordariomycetes; Hypocreales; Ophiocordycipitaceae. The annotation marks the transcript as partial. The record is from RefSeq and is a predicted model, not a curated record.
AGCUGGUGCCGUGCCGUUGGUUGGACGCCUUGACGGAUGAGCUGUUUGGUGUAACAAAGGACACGCAUGGCGCCUUGUGACACGUGCGCCUCGAUUUUUCAUCCCACGAUGCCAGCGUUGGCCUCCCCUCCUCGCUGCUGAUUAGUUAUUAGCUAAUGCGUCUGCCCGCCCGCCCGGCAGUGCCUGCCUCAUCAACGGGCGGCCCGUAAAACGGCAAGUGCGGCCCGUCACGUCUCGGGCACGUGGGUCUCGACGGGUGUGGCUUUCCCAGCGGCGCUGGUGGCUUGGGGAUGCCCGCGGAAGGAGCAUCUGGGUCGCAGAGAGCAAGAGCGGCGCACGUGAUUGCCAUGGUAGUGACUGGGAGGAAUUCAGUCAUCGCCCGCGUAACGUCUGCUUCGUCCAUGACUUGCUGGUCAAUUGCGCUCGUCAAUACUAUUGUGGACGUUCUUGCUGACAAUUAUUCCAGGCACCUGCAGGCACCUGACCAUCCACCGUUCUUUGGCCGGCCCGAGUAUGCCCGCUGCGGCGGCAUGCAAUGCGCAAUGCAUGCUACGUUCGGUUCGCGAGCCGUCAGAUUGAGAGUCGAGUCGGCUGCUGCUGCGUUGACAACGCAUCACAGUAGGUCGCCUCGCAAGGCUUGGAUGCCAUGGCUCAGGGCUGGAGAGCUCCUUCACAAGACCACCAUCCUCGCCUCGAGUCAAGCGUUCCGCACCAGCCGGCAAGACGCGGCACAGGUUCUCAGCCAUGCCGUUGACCUGGCCCUGCAUCGUCAUUUCAAGGACGACGCGACAGGCCGCCGGCGACGCGUCGGCGACGUCUUGCACGCGGCCCGGGCAGCGCCGGAGAUCACGGGGCAGAGACCCACCCGAUUCCGCCCUCAAGCCGGCGCCCGGCGCGCAAGAGUGCCGGGGGACUACGCAAGACUGAUCCACCGCAAUUUCGGUGCCGCCGCAAUCUCUAUGCAGGCCAUCCACCAUGCUGGAGCA